UUUACUGAACGGGCUUAUCGUUCGAGCCAAGUGUUGAGCAUCAGCCCGUGGCUGAGUCAUCAGCUUUAAAAUUUGUGGUACAUCAACGGCGGAAUAAACCAGCAACAUGUUUGGCGGUCUCGGUAAAAAAGAGCCGGAGCCAGAGCCGGAGGAUGAGGCGACUCAGCUCCGGAACAUGAAGCCGGAUGACAUGUCCGGAGAACAACUCCAACAACGCAUAGCGAAUGGAGCUCAAGACUCUCUCGAGUCGACACGGCGCAUGCUCGCACUAUGCGACGAGAGCAAAGAAGCCGGCAUUCGAACACUUGUGGCUCUCGACGAACAAGGAGAGCAACUCGACCGGAUCGAAGAAGAUAUGGACAAGAUCAACGCCGACAUGAAGGAAGCCGAGAAAAAUUUGACUGGAAUGGAAAAAUGCUGUGGUAUCUGUGUUUGCCCCUGUCAAAAGGGUAAAGAGUUCAAGGAGGAUGCCAGCACUUGGAAUAAAAACGAGGACGGCAAGGUAGUGAACGGCCAGCCAGCCCGCGUCAUGGACGACCGCAAUGGAACGGGACCUACUUCAGGAUACAUCGCCAAAAUAACCAACGACGAUAGAGAGAAAGAGAUGGAGGAUAACAUGGGACAAGUGUCGACUAUGAUCGGCAAUCUUCGCAAUAUGGCUAUCGACAUGGGAAGCGAGAUUGAGUCGCAGAACCACCAGAUUGAUAGAAUAAAUCAAAAGGCGGACUCGGUCAAUAUGAGGGUCAAGGUGGCGCAGGAGAAGACCUCGAAGCUGCUGAGUUCUUAAAGACUCAUCUGAUAUCUACAAGGCCCAAGACCCCUCCGAGACCUUACCCAAGAGAACUUCUUUUCGCAAAUUGCCCCGAAACAGACUUGAUUCGACCGCCCUCCGCGCAACGCUAUAUUCAGUUUGAGCUUUUUGGAAUGGCAUGGCGCAACACUGAAAAUCUCACCAACUCAGGACUUGGAAUUCCACGACACCGUCGGAAGACAGAAGGAUUCGAAAGCGAAUCGCUGCCUUGGCGUUCUAUCAUUGCUCUCCGCAGAGAAAUUGAAUGAUCGGCUCAAGUCAGAUAUUUCAUCAGCGCUCUCAGGGGAAAACCCUCGUUUCUAAAUUACGCCCCGAUUCGAGAUGACCCAGGAGCAUGUCUUCGGAAUUUAGGGCUAAUCUUUCAUGGAGAAAUUUUCGAGCUCCUCGCUCGCAGACCUCGCUGCAAAUAAACUCCCCAUUCCUUAAUCCAUUCGCACGCAGUGUACCGGAAAUCGACGAAAAAAUGAGAAUACCGUGCUCAUAUUUCGAGUUCCCAUCGGUGAUCUUCGAUCCAUGAGACGCGGCAUGAUCAGAAUUCCUGGCUAUUCGCGUACCCGCCGCCGUUAUACUCUACCCGAGAAUUCGCCAUUCGGGUGUAAUUGUUGAGCUGUUUUUUUUCGGCUUCUUCCGCAAGCCUCAGGAAAGCAAUGGGCACGUUCAGAGAGGAAAUUAUGCAGUUUUCUUAAAAUAUGCAUGUUAUCAGGCACCCGAUUCGCAGCGUGUGCAGCAGCCGCAGCAGUUUUGAACAAUUUCGAAUAGCCGGUCGGACUAAGACGGAUUUUGUUUCCAUGUCGAAAAUAUUGCAGAGCACUUGGACAUA
This is a messenger RNA of Galendromus occidentalis (western predatory mite), 1631 nucleotides long. Its product is annotated as synaptosomal-associated protein 25. The coding region runs from base 107 to 787 and encodes 226 amino acids. Gene Ontology annotation, cellular component: plasma membrane; SNARE complex. Gene Ontology annotation, molecular function: syntaxin binding; SNAP receptor activity. Gene Ontology annotation, biological process: synaptic vesicle priming; exocytosis; synaptic vesicle fusion to presynaptic active zone membrane. The transcript has 7 exons. The record is from RefSeq and is a predicted model, not a curated record. NCBI's taxonomy places the organism in Eukaryota, Metazoa, Arthropoda, Arachnida, Mesostigmata, Phytoseiidae.